CGGUCGACUUGCCGUUGAUAUCCGCGAUCCCGUCCAUGACGCUGCUCGUGAAGAAGGUGCUCCAGCGCGUCCCGGGCGAGCGCCUUGGCAUGACGCUCAUCUCGCUCAACCCGAAUGGCCCGGGCUCGGUCUUCGUCUCCUUCGUGCACCCAAGCACAGCAGCGGCCCGCGCCAACGUGUGCCCCGGCUGGGAAAUCCUCGAGCUGAACACGAAAGGCGUGGACACACUCACGGUCGAGAAGAUUGGCCAGUACGUGGCGGCGGAGAAGGGCCCGAUCACGGUCAUCUUCAACAAGGCGCAUUCGCCCGGCUACGACGAAUGGAAGAAGAAGAACAUACAGAGCAUCCAAAGCGUCUGUCGAAAGCGCGCCAUGGACAACGCGCUUGAAGCGCACGAGGCGGCAGAGGUUGCAGACGCGCCGACGAAGCGGCCGACGAGAGCAUCGCUCGCGAAAGCAGCACCUGCCACACAAGGCCCCGUGACGCGGUCGUCGCCUGCAAAGACAACGAAGAAGGCGAUGCGGUCGUCGCCGGAGCCCAAACAACAAACACGCAAGAAGCACGCACCCCAGCCGCCUCUCGAGCCCGAAUCCACGCCUCUGCAAGCUGUCGCCACGCCAGAGCCGAAAUCCAAGGUCAAGACUAAAGCAAAAGCGUCCGUGUCGUCGUCACCGCCGCCUCCAGAGAGCACACCGUCCAAGCGACCGGCGCCCCAGGUCCCUCGGGGCCAGCGACAGAUGAGCGAAUUCGUCGUCCCGAUGAGCGCCCCGUCGUCGCCCGAGCCUGAAGAGGUGAGUGGGCCCAGCCGCGGGUCCCGCGCCGAGAACGCCAAGAUGAACUUGGCCAUCCAGCGGCUCAUGGGCAUGGGCUUCAAGCGCGACGACGCAAUUUUGAGCUACGAAAAGACGGGCAGCGGCACGGUCGACCAAUGCAUGCUCUGGCUCGUCUCGUACAUCGAAGAGCGCAAGUUUCUUGAAGACCUCAACAAGGCGCAGAUCGCCUCCGAGCUUCAGAAACGCACUGACGACUCGCAGCUCAAAGAAAAGGCACAGGAGGAACUGCGUGCCACAACGACGUUGCGCAGUCUCUUUCCCGAGUCGGUCGUCUUUGCGGCCACGAGCCAGUUGGAGGCCUUCCAGCGCUUCAUUGAAGACGACUUGACUCGCGUCUGUGCCGAGAACCAGCUGCGCACGCUCGUGGCCGAGCUUCUGACGCUCGAGGUCAAAGCUAAAAGGUGGUUUGGCCGCCCCGCCGAGUGUUACGUCGUGCAGCUCUUCGAGACGUUGACGCCGAUUCUGACGGCCCAUGCGCCCCGGGCGUGCUGCUGCCACCUGGCGGCGACGACGUCUUCGUGCGCGCUCGUGGCCGGCGUCGCGGCCGAAAUCGCCGCCCUGAAGCAUCAUUUAUACGCGAUGCCCUCCAACACGGGUGGCAUCCCAGAGGCCUUUCUCCAGGCCGACGAGAGCUUGCGGUAUACGCUGGACGACGACGGCUUCGAAGUGCUCGACGUCGCCAAGAGCAGUGACGACGACGACGCAUAAUGAGUCGACCACUUGUCGUUCGUCGUCUCUUGUU
Saprolegnia parasitica CBS 223.65 is the source of this 1575-nucleotide messenger RNA. RefSeq lists its product as hypothetical. The record is from RefSeq and is a predicted model, not a curated record. Gene Ontology annotation, molecular function: protein binding. Lineage: Eukaryota; Oomycota; Saprolegniomycetes; Saprolegniales; Saprolegniaceae. Bases 36 to 1541 code for a protein of 501 amino acids. The transcript is spliced from 6 exons.